Messenger RNA from Salvia miltiorrhiza (redroot sage), 1332 nucleotides. RefSeq names its product probable F-box protein At4g22030. Bases 10 to 1191 code for a protein of 393 amino acids. The record is from RefSeq and is a predicted model, not a curated record. NCBI's taxonomy places the organism in Eukaryota, Viridiplantae, Streptophyta, Magnoliopsida, Lamiales, Lamiaceae. The transcript has a single exon.
AAUUCAUCAAUGGCUACACAAUCUUCAAUUUUUUCAUCAAUGCCUUGCGCCCAUAAUUCCAUAUUACGUCCCUCAAAGAAAAGAAUUGUCGUCACAAAUGCAAAUAUGUCUCUACAUAUGAAGGCAGAUGAUAAAUUAACCGCCAAAAUAUCCACCAAAGACAACGGCAAAAUCCCGAUCAUUCUCCAGCCAUGCAGCCACGACACCGCCGCCGCCUCUGCUACGGCCAAGCUCUACGCCGUGUUGGAGGCGGUGGCCGAUAGGGUGGAAAUGCACGCGAAUAUCGGCGAGCAGCGCAACAACUGGAAUUCGCUUCUCUUGAACUCCAUCAACACGAUGACCCUCACAGCCACCGCCAUGGCCGGCCUCACGGCGGCCGCACCGGAGCCCGUUCUCGGGCUGAAGCUGUCCUCGGCCGCGCUGUUCGCGGCGGCCACGGCGAUGCUGGUGGUGGUGAACAAGCUCCAACCCUCGCAGCUCGCGGAAGAGCAGCGCAACGCCACCAGAUUGUUCAAGGGAUUACACCAGGAGAUCCAAACCGCGCUGACCCUGAGCGAUCAUGUUACCGAGACGGAUGUAGCAAAGGCGAUGGAAAGAGUAUUAGCUCUGGACAGAGCGUAUCCUCUUCCUCUGAUCGGAGUGAUGCUGGAGAAGUUUCCGGCCGAGCUAGAGGCAGCCGUGUGGUGGCCGCCGCUGAAGAAAGGAGAAGAGCAAGAAAUGGAGGAGGAGAUGAGGGAGAUUGUUAGCGUUUUGAGGGAAAAGGAUAAACAAGAAUACCUCAAAUUAGGCAACGCAGCUCUCAAAUUGAACAAGAUGCUGGCCGUUUUAGGGCCGGUUUUCGCCGGCGCGGCGGCCGUAGGAUCUGCAUUAUUGGAUCCUUCUUCUUGUAUUGGAGGGUUGGGUGUGGGUGUUGCAGUUGGCGGCGGCGCCUUGGCUACGAUAGUGAAUAUUGUGGAGCAUGGGGGACAAGUGGGGAUGGUGGUGGAGAUGUACAGGAAUUGUGCUGGAUCAUUCCAGAUUAUGGAGGAAUAUAUUGAAGAGAAAGGAGUUGAAAAUGGUGAGUUGAUGGAAAUGAAGGUUUCAUUACAGUUAGGGAGGAGUUUGUCGCAGCUCAAAGAUCUUGCAGUGGCGUCGGCUUCGUGUCGUCAACAUGGAACUGCCAUUGAUGAAUUUGCCAGCAAAUUAUUAUGAUUUUUAUUUUUUGGUGAACGUGCGUGAUUCUUUGAUUUAUUUAUUUUGUAAUUCAAGAUUUUUUAUUUAUUUAUUCAAUGUAUAAUCUGUUAGGUUGUUAUAUCAAAAUCUAUCCCAUCUUUAUCUUUUGUGGCAACAUGA